AUGGAGAAAAAAACACUAAAAAAGUAUGACAAAAAACAAAGCAAUGGACUGAAAGAGCAAAAUGAAUACAUUCCAUUAGUACGCAAAUUUGAACCAGAUGACAAUCUAGUAGUGCAGCAAAUUUUUUAUGAAGGGCUGAUGGAGAUGGUGCCAGACACUGCCUUCAGAGGAUUAAGACAUCACCCUGAGAGUCUCUGGCUUUAUGCUGCUAUGACAGUUAUAUCUCUUGUCAUCACCAAAUGUUGGUGGGUGAUAGGAGUCCUCCCAGCAAGUGUGAUGUGUUUGCGCUACUUCUACAGCAGAUGUGUCAUCCAUGGUUACCUCAGGCGAGCCAUGAACACAGACAUGGGGAACAUUGAGAAGUUCUACAUGAAGCCACCAGGCUCCUGUUUUUGGGUAGCAGUGCUAGAAGGCAAAGUGGUGGGCACUGUAGCAGCAGUUGGCCAGCAAAAGGAAUCAGGAGGUGCUGUUGUCCUGCAGAGAAUUUCUGUUGACCAGAGAUAUCGGAAAUGCGGGGUUGGUGUUGUGCUGGGAAGGAAAGUUCUGGAGUUUGCUGCUCAUUAUGGAUAUUCUUCAGUUAUCCUUGGGACCACAGCAUAUGCACCGGCAGCGCACCGCCUCUACCAGCGCCUGGGUUUCUGCUGUGUGGGGGUUACCAACGGGUAUGCCACACCAGGAGGACGACAGUCUUUACUUGAACAAAUUUUCUACAGAGUACGCCAUCAUCACUAUAGAAUUGAUGUGCAAAACAUCUCAAAUGGACACCAACUCCAGUGA
Messenger RNA from Pelmatolapia mariae (spotted tilapia), 777 nucleotides. RefSeq names its product N-acetyltransferase 8-like (gene aspnat). The record is from RefSeq and is a predicted model, not a curated record. Gene Ontology annotation, molecular function: L-aspartate N-acetyltransferase activity. The transcript has 3 exons. Lineage: Eukaryota; Metazoa; Chordata; Actinopteri; Cichliformes; Cichlidae. Gene Ontology annotation, cellular component: mitochondrial membrane. Bases 1 to 777 code for a protein of 258 amino acids.